AACGUGUCCAGCUCCACCGCGCAGAAAGCGACCACCGAAAAGCCGCCGGAAUUGGGCGCCCAAACAAGAGCGAUCUAGCAAACACCUCGCGCCGCCUCCGGUCGCGGUCUGAAAAUACUCCUCCAUCUCCGUUCUCCGGCCAUCUCCUGCUCACCUCGCCGCCGACGAGCCAUAUGCCAUGUCUUCCGCGCCCUCCUCCUCCUAUUCUUCCUACUAUUCCUCUUGCCCAGCACCGCACCAACCGCGCCGACGCUUCCGGCGAUCUCUCCGGCCGCCGCCUGCCCCGCGGCUACGCCUUUCCUCGUCGUCCUCCCGCCCACCCUCCGCUCCGCAGGACUCCCGAUUCGGAAUCACCGCAUCAAGACCUGCACGCAGGCGUGGUUCCAUUCAGAUUGCCACAUCAUUUGAUGAUGAUUUCGGGGAUUUCUCGCUGGUCCAUGACGACGGGGAUGAUGAUGUGUUUGGUCUUGAUUUGUAUUCAAGUGAGAGUGACUGGAGCGAUGAUGAUGUUGUGUUAGCUCUUGGGGAUGUCGAGUUGCCAAUGAUGACCGACAGGCGAUUCAAGGGGGCAGAGGGUGCGAUAACUGUUGCUGCACAUAGGCUCGCCACCAUUGACAAAGGGCAUAGGAAGAGCAGAACUCAACAAGGGCUGAUGAAUAAUCUUGGACUGAUUGCUUUCCUAGCAAUGUUACUUUUGUUUGUCGACUGGUGUUCAUGGAGGAUUGUUAGGCUACCUCUGGACUCGUUUUAUUUGACACGCCCUUUUUUAAUAUCAGCAGUUCUGUCAACAGUAGCUGGAUUUAUUUUUGCACCAAUUGCUGAUAGCAUGAAGAUCCAUCAUUUCCGGAGGAGAGGGAAGCCUAUUUCUCCAUCCUAUGGAAAGCCAACCCCAGCAAUGGGAGGGCUCUUCUUCAUCCCUAUUGGUAUUUUAGUUGCAAGAAGACAUGUUGGUUCCAACUCAAGUGGAGUAAAUGGAGCAGCUAUAAUAACCCUCAUAUUUGCAAUAGUUGGGUUACUUGAUGAUAUCUCAAACCUUGUCAUGGAUCAUGAUCAUAAAAUACCUCAAUGGCUAAGAGUUUUGGUUCAGAUUGCUGCUGGAAUUUACUUCUUUAUCUGGUUGGGUUCUGCAAAUAUUUCAACACCAUAUAACAUGAAAUUCCUUGUACCUCUACCUCCUCCAUUUGGUCUUGCAUUCAUGGGAAAACUUUAUCUAGUUCUGGCUACAAUAUGUUCUCUUUCCAUGGGUACUGGAGUAACAUUGGUUGAUGGCCUUGAUGGUUUGGCUGGUGGCGUUGCUGCUUUAGCACUGGCUGGAUUGUCUGUUGCUGCUCUCCCAGUUUGCUCAGAACUGAGUGUUUUUGGAGCAUCAAUGUCUGGCGCUUGCACUGGCUUUCUUUUUCAUAACAGGUAUAGGGCCUCAAUAGUUAUGGGCCGAGUUGGUUCUUUUGCGCUUGGAGGAGCACUUGCUACAAUUGCAGCAUGUAGUGGAAUGUUCAUUCCUAUGUUAAUUGCAUGUAGUGUCUUCUUUCUCGAGUUGCUCUUGGUAAUAUUGCAGGUUCCUUUAAAUAUGACCCGGAAGCACAUCCAUGGGACAAACAGAUAUUUCCUUAGAGUUCUUCCCUCACAUUACUAUCUUAGAUUGUGGGGCAUAAAGGAGCCUUAUAUCGUGACGGGUGCAUACAUAAUGUCAUGCUUCUUAACGGUGUUGGCAGGAUACCUUGGUCUCGUCUCGGCGUAGAUAGAAAGCUUAGGUCAUCAUUCUUUCGUUACUUAUAUUUCGUUGUGCUGUGCCUCUAGAAUGGUACACACUUCAGCGUUGCCGAGCCUAAGGUUCACUGAUAUAUAGAGUUAAUGGAAUUUUGCCGUGCAGAGUUUUUUUUUUUAAUGUUCUGUGUGAGUUUGUAGGACACAUCAAAAGAAACCUUGCAGUAUAAUAUGGUCAUAACAUGGGAUGUUGUAUCCUUUGACCUGCACAAAACUGCAGCGUACCUGUACAUUGAACAAUUGUUGCUAUACAAUGUACUACGGACUUAUGGAGUACAAAAGAGUUUCCACAACAGUUUUAAGAAAAAAAAAUACGGAUCGAGGAUGUUGUGAUGAAAAGAGGCUUGCAGUGUGCACUUUUUCGUUUGAGUUUGGAAAUAUCAAUGGAUUGUUGACUUGUA
Molecule: messenger RNA, 2165 nt
Organism: Lolium perenne
Lineage: Eukaryota; Viridiplantae; Streptophyta; Magnoliopsida; Poales; Poaceae
Product: phospho-N-acetylmuramoyl-pentapeptide-transferase homolog
Biological process (GO): cell wall macromolecule biosynthetic process; cell wall organization
Cellular component (GO): plasma membrane
Molecular function (GO): phospho-N-acetylmuramoyl-pentapeptide-transferase activity
Source: RefSeq, a predicted model, not a curated record